Messenger RNA from Manacus vitellinus (golden-collared manakin), 2479 nucleotides. RefSeq names its product centrosomal protein 57 (gene CEP57). The transcript is spliced from 11 exons. The record is from RefSeq and is a predicted model, not a curated record. Bases 13 to 1494 code for a protein of 493 amino acids. Lineage: Eukaryota; Metazoa; Chordata; Aves; Passeriformes; Pipridae. Gene Ontology annotation, molecular function: microtubule binding; identical protein binding; gamma-tubulin binding. Gene Ontology annotation, cellular component: centrosome.
AAAGGGUGCAGCAUGAUGGCGUGUGAGGAUGAUCUGCACAAAGCUCAUAACUCUACAUCAGUCACAGAUGGACUCUCUGCAACUUCAUUUAUAGAAUAUCCAAAUUACAAGCCAUUUAUUAAUUCUGAUUUGCAGCGCUCCCCAUGGAAACCAGUAAUUCCAUAUCCUGAAAGUCAUAGCAGAGCCAUAUUUUCUGCUCUGAAGAAUCUCCAGGAAAAAAUUCAUCGGCUGGAGUUGGAAAGGUUUCAGGCGGAGGAGAAUGUAAAACACCUCAGCAGGGAAACAGCAGACUAUAAGAAAGUACUGAGUGAACAAAUGGAACAUAAAGAGCAUGACAAGACUGAAGUGUCAAAGAAAAAUCAAGAACUGGCUUCUCAGCUGGCAGCUGCAGAGUCUCGGUGCAGUCUUCUAGAGAAACAGCUGGACUACAUGAGAAAAAUGAUCCAGCAUGCAGAAAAUGAGAAAUCUCAUCUCUUGGAGAAACAGGGUUCAUUGGAGAGAGAUCGGCUUCUUAAUCAGUCACAUGUUCAGUCUAAAUUGGAAAAGCUGGAUAUGCUGGAAAAAGAGUAUAGGAGACUUACUACGAUGCAGUCCAUAGCAGAGAAAAAAAUGAAAGAGCUGGAACAGAAGCUUUGGGAGGAAGAACAUGCAAGGAAGCUUGUUCAGGAAAAAGCAGCUGAGCUUCAGACAGGCCUGGAAACCAACAGACUACUGAUUCAAGCAGCAUCACCAUUGCUUUCUCCAAAAGCAAGACAACCCAGGAAAAAAGCUAAGCAGACAGAGAAGAAAUGCCCUGUUGGAAGCCGUUCCACUGUGCAGCCCCAUUACAGACUGUGUCUGGGUGAUGUACCCUUUGUGGCUGGGAAGUCUACCAGUCCCAGUCAUUCAGUUGCUGCCAAUGUGCAACACGUGCUACACCUGAUGAAACAACACACGAAAGCUUUGUGUAACAGACAUGUGGUAAACGAUACUCCACUGGCAAAACCCAUCAGCACUGCUUGUCCUGCCAGCAAAAGCAGAAGGCCAUCCCUCCCAAUGGAAUCGUCUUCAUCUCAGGAAGAGCUCUCAGAAGUGUUGCUGACUUUACAAGAUGAAUUUGGACAGAUGAGUUUUGAUCACCAGCAGCUGUCAAAGCUCAUCCAGGAAGCCCCCACCACUGCAGUCAAGGAAGAUCUGGAGAGGGAACUUGAGGCACUGGUGGGAAAGAUGGAAGCAAAGGCAGACCAGAUCAGCAAAGUUCGGAGGCAUCAGUUGCAGCUAGAGAGACUUAAGAGAGAAUGCAAGUCCAAAAAGACUUCUGCUAAACCAAUGAAAGACAGCAGGUUCCCUGUUAGUGAGGUUAAAGUAACAACUACAGUAACCACAAAAGGAAAGAAUGCUGGUCCCAUCAAAGUGAAACCUGGAGAGAAGAGUCGCAAGAAUCUUCAGUUGUUGAGAGACAUGCAGACCAUACAGACUUCACUACAGAAAGAUGAUAUCAGCUGGGACUACUGACUGUUCUGCAGAGGUGUUCUUGAACUGUCCCAAACUGGCCAAACUUUCUCACAAUCUGGAUAUAAAGCAGCUGCCUUUCUCGCUGUGUGGAAGAGACUACCAUACGCUAAGCGCACUUUUGAAAUACAGGCUCUUAGUUCUCCAUCACUGCAUUUGAUUGUAUAUAUUAUGGUCUAGCUUAAAACACAUUCCAUUUUUAAGCACCCAGCCACUGAGUUGAAUAGUAGGGUCCCUUAUGUUGUGAUUCCAGCAUUCCCUCCAUUUUCCUUCAGCACACCAAGCACCGCACAUUUAUGUGGGUUGGUGUGUGUGUGAUGUGACAGUGCGAUUUCACACUGCUGUUGAACUGGGAGGCUGCUCAGGAUGAAUCUUCUUUGAAAUCGAUGCUGCAGCCCUGAGUCUUAAGGGCUUUUUGUCAGUUCUGUGUGCAGCUGCAGUGACUCUAUCUCUCGGGGAACAUCUUUUAAAGGUGUUCUGUGGAGCUUUCUUCAAAAUGCUUUCCCAGUUCCCCUUCUGCUCCAUUGCAUUAGUCAGCAUGAAUGGCAGAGGAUGUUUGAGUACUCAAAAAAGGAGCAGAAUAAUUUAUGAAUUAUGUUGCUUAAUGAUCAAAGGAUAUUUUUCUACAGAAAUCCUACUUUAGGGAAAAGGUAUAGGAUAGGGGAUAACACCCCGUUUCUCGUUCACAGCUUUGUGUGGUAAAGGAGUGAGAUAAACCACAGGUAUUUUAAACUGCAAGUGCCUCAAUCAUGCCUUUCAGUCCUGGCAUCUUGCUUUUAACUUGAAAUAUGUGCUUUGAUGAGCUAUCUACUUUGGUAGUGGUGCAAUUAAUUUUGUGCUCUGACUUGCACAGCUGAGUAAAUUUUAUUUAUUAUGUUAAUAAUUUAAAGAAUUUCCUAUUAAUGGAAUGUACAGAAGACCUAGAUUACUUGUAUAUACAGUGGAAAAACAAUAAAGCCAGCUUGCCUGUUGAGUGAAUUGUGGGAAA